Messenger RNA from Salvelinus namaycush (lake trout), 1248 nucleotides. RefSeq names its product BCL2 associated athanogene 1 (gene bag1). Bases 118 to 741 code for a protein of 207 amino acids. Gene Ontology annotation, molecular function: adenyl-nucleotide exchange factor activity; protein-folding chaperone binding. The transcript has 7 exons. NCBI's taxonomy places the organism in Eukaryota, Metazoa, Chordata, Actinopteri, Salmoniformes, Salmonidae. The record is from RefSeq and is a predicted model, not a curated record. Gene Ontology annotation, cellular component: cytosol; nucleus; cytoplasm. Gene Ontology annotation, biological process: protein stabilization.
UUUCUGGGCUCGGCGUCAGUUACACUGCAGUACCGCCAGUCCCCUCGGUGUACAUGGGAUGGCGUGCUUUCCAACCGGAACCCUGGCCACUUGGGUUUUCACUCAUGCUACACAGAAAUGGCGGAGAAUACUGUGACGGUCACUGUUGCUUACGGUUCUACGAAGCACAGCAUCACGGUAACUGGGCUGGACGGGAACGAACCGAUACUGAAGGACCUUUCUGAUGCUCUCGUUCAGGUUACCGGGGUCCCGAUGCCUGCACAGAAGCUCAUCUUUAAAGGGAAGUCACUGAAGGAGAUGGAGGAGAGUCUGUCCAGCUUUGGAAUCAAACAGGGAUGUAAACUCAUGAUGAUUGGGAAGAGGAACAGCCCAGAGGAGGAGUCCGAGCUGAAGAAGUUGAAGGACAUUGAGAAGUCAGUAGAACAGACGGCUAAGAAACUGGAGAAGGUGGAUGGAGAGCUGGCAGGCCUGAAGAAUGGGUUCCUAGCUAAAGACCUGCAGGCUGAGGCGCUGGGGAGAUUGGACCAAAGAGUGAAGGUGGCAUCUGAACAGUUCAUGAAGAUUCUAGAGCAGGUGGACUCUAUGACUUUACCAGAGAACUUUGGUGACUGUCGGAUGAAGAAAAAGGGCCUAGUAAAAACAGUUCAGGGAUUCCUGGCUCAGUGUGACAAGAUAGAAGCAGGGAUUUUAGACCACUUGGCUAAGAUCCAGUCUAAGAACCUGGCCCUGGCAGAUUCUUAGAUCUACUAGUUGACAGAGAUCUACUGGGUCACCAUCUGGGAUCUGCCAUCAUGUCCAUCCCUCUGCUGCUCCACAUCUCUCCAUCUGCCCUGGUCUCCACUGGGUCACCAUCUGGGAUCUGGGGAAAUCCAUUUGAUUUCAAUGACCUUUUGACAGCAUCCCUUUCGAUUUGAACAAAACCUUCCAUACGUAUUUGCCCAUUUUAGAAGUGGUCAGAAAGUGACUUUCGGGACCUGAAUGCCAAAACAUCGAAGACAUAAAGGUGCUCAAAAGUUGACCUAUUAGAAUGUAUGACACCCAUUCUGUAUUCAAGAGCACGUUGUGUCUCAGCCGAUGGCGGCCACAACACAACCUCAGAUGAUGUGAAAUAGGGUCUAAGCUACAACAUGUGAAUAUGAAAAAGAGUUUACACUUUGUUAGAUCAUUUAUGUUAAAGCUUAAAUAUUGUCCACAUUUUUAUUCAAACAUAUUUUUUUCAAGAAAUGAUUAAAUGGUAUGACGACCCUG